This is a messenger RNA of Toxorhynchites rutilus septentrionalis, 821 nucleotides long. RefSeq names its product proteasome assembly chaperone 2. The transcript has a single exon. Gene Ontology annotation, cellular component: cytosol; nucleus. The record is from RefSeq and is a predicted model, not a curated record. The coding region runs from base 74 to 802 and encodes 242 amino acids. Lineage: Eukaryota; Metazoa; Arthropoda; Insecta; Diptera; Culicidae. Gene Ontology annotation, biological process: proteasome assembly.
UUCAUAAUAAACACGAAUCAUCGUAUCACUUCGCUGUAAUUUAAAAAGGUUUUUACCAUUCCCGCAAUAAGAAAUGUUUAGGUUCUCAAAAGAAAUCGACUUGACGGGAUAUUCUCUACUUAUUCCUAGUGUUAGCGUAGGAAAUGUAGCGCAACUUGCCAUUGAUUUGCUGAUCGAAACGCUGAAGCUUGAAAAAAUUGGUAUGAUAUGGCACCCGGCAUUAAUACCGGUGAUCGGACCACAGGCCUACGAUCAUGAAAGUGACAAAGUUACUACGACUGCCGAACUCUAUGUCUCAGGGGACCGUAAGCUCAUAGUCAUGCAGAUUCGUGCACCUCUGGUGAAUGCAAUGCAGGCGGAUUUCUUGGAAAAAAUGACCGAUUUCAUUGGUGAUCGACAACUCGCUGAUGUUAUUAUACUUAGUAGCAGCUUUGCCCAUGAGAACCACUCGAUAGGAUCCCGGCCGCAUCGAUACACAGCGAAUGUUAAAUUUCUUUCCACCUAUUCAGCCGAAUUGGAUUCCUUACAAUGGUCAAAACUGGAAGGACGCGUCAUCCAUGGAGGAGGAUAUGCGACUAGAUUGUUGGACAUUUGCACCGAAAAGCAGGUGGCUUGUUUCGUCUUGUUCAAUUAUGUUUCGGAAGGUGACAAUACGGCAGAUGCUGUACAGCUGGUUUCUCUGAUGGAUCGGUUGAAAAAACCAUUACUCCCGAGGGAAGAAGACGGGCAGAAAAUCAAGUUAUCAAUUCCGAGCUCGUGGAAACAUUUGUUCGGAAAUGCACCACCUGUGAACGUUUAUUGAAUAAAUGCGUUGAUUGUUA